AUGUCCCACAAGAUCGCAGCAUCACCCGGAUCAUCAUACAGCAAUGCAACUGCUGAGGCUAUAAAGGAGCUAAUGCUUGAGAGCUCUGAACUAACAGAAGAGCUUCAAGAGCUAUUAAACACUCAAGCAGCCCAGCUUUUUGGGAAACCAAAUGGCACAGGGACUAAGUUCGGCAGAGACAACAAACAGCGGAAACAAUUAUCUCAAACCAAUAAGGGAGGUGUCCAGAAAACACGCAGUCAUCUAAAAAGAACCAUGAGCAAGUUAGAAGAGGUGACUAGUGCACUGGCCGAUACUCUCAAACAGGAGGUGGACAUACAAGCAUCAUUUGUUGCUCGGAUGGAGCGAGACUCAGUGCGGAUAGGGAAACUUCAAGAACGGGUGCGGUUCAUUGCUCAAGAUAGUAAAGAGGCACAAGAGUUACAGCUGGUGCUUUUUGAAGAGCAGGAUGUAGAUAACGAGAUUGACGAUUUAAAGAAACGAUUAGCAGAACUUCAAGAACGAAAGAAGCAGUUAAAACUUAAUAAAGAACCUCUGCAAUCUGUGAUUUCUGCACACACUUCAUCAUACCGUGGUGAACUUGCUCAGAUUCAAACAAAGCAGCAAGCUGCACUGGCAGCCCACUUCGCGCGGCAACAACAUCCGCCACCACAGGUACGUGUUUUACAAAGCGCAACAGGCCUUGAGGCUCAAACAGCAGUGACGGACGCCUUAGAUGCGGUGCUAGCAGAAUUGGAUGCUGUAACUGAGCAGCACGAACGAUCAGUAAGGGAGCGGGAUGCGCUUUGCGACGGUGUAGUUGUAUGGCAAGAUGUUUGCCAGAUUGUCGAGGACAUGGAAGACUCGGUGGAAAAAGCAGCAUCGAUUUUCGUUAUGAAUGGUAGCAUUGGCGAAAUGCCGUCGGAGACCAUGGCUAAGGCACUUCGGCAAGCUCACACAGCUUUGGAGGAGCACUUUGAGCUUGCAAGACGCAACAACUGGAUACUGCUGAUGGCUGCAAUUUCUUGUGAGCUAGAGGCUGUUUCUCAGGCCUUGGAGGUGGUUCAAGAGCACAGUGAGACAGGUGGUUCGAGGUAA
Molecule: messenger RNA, 1077 nt
Organism: Magnusiomyces paraingens
Lineage: Eukaryota; Fungi; Ascomycota; Dipodascomycetes; Dipodascales; Dipodascaceae
Exons: 2
Coding region: 1-1077 (358 amino acids)
Source: RefSeq, a predicted model, not a curated record